UUGGAGCAACAUACAAAUAAUAGCCAGAGGGCUUAAAACCUGGAGCAACAUGCUAUUUUUACAUUUCUAGUGUAACUGAUUACUGGUAAAUGCUUAUUUUUAAAUGCUAUUGGUUCUAGUCCAAAACAGGAAACCCUACUUUAUGUGUGUGAUGGAGCUGGUAAGAAUUCUCAUGAUAUACCCCUACCUCGAUAUAACGUGACCCAAUAUAACACGAAUUUGGAUAUAAUGCAGUAAAGCAGUGCUCCAGGAGGGCAGAGCUGCGCACUCAGAUGGAUCAAAGAAAGUUCAAUAUAACGUGGUUUCACCUAAACGCGGUAAGAUUUUUUGGCUCCCGAGGAUAGCGUUAUAUUGAGGUAGAGGUGUACUAACAGUCAUUGUCUCUGAGCUUUGGCUGAAUAUGACCCGCACAUGAACACAGUAUGUAUAUCAUUGUAUGUUGUUUUUAAAGCAUCUUUUAAAAAUCAAAAUGUGUGCAUUUUGUAUAUGAAACUGAUGUCUGAUAUAUGAUAAAUCCUUACUAUAUCCUUCAGACAAGAGAAGAACGGAAAAUGGAAGCUAUUCUGCAAGCUUUUGCCAGACUAGAGAAAAGAGAAAAAAGAAGAGAACAGGCUUUGGAAAGGAUCAGCACAGCUAAAACAGAGGUUAAAUCAGAAUGCAAGGAAUCACAGAUUAUCAGUGACACAGAGUUUAUUCAGGAGUCAGCAAAAGAGGAAACUGCCACCAGGCCAACCCCUGCCAAAGUUAAUAGAGCUAAACAAAGAAAAAGCUUCUCUCGGAGCAGAACACAUAUUGGACAGCAGCGUAGACGACACAGAACUGUCAGCACGUGUUCAGAUAUCCAGCCAUCUUCUCCAGAUGUGGAAGUUGCUUCACAACAGAAUGAACCUGAGAACACUGCACUUGCAGCUGAGCCUGAAACAGAAACUACUAUUGCAGAAAUAGUUACUGAAACAGAAGUUCCAGCACUUAAUAAAUGCCCUGCUAAGUAUCCUAAAACAAAGAAGCACUUGGUCAGUGAAUGGUUAAGUGAGAAGAAUGAGAAGACAGGAAAGCCUAUAGACAGCAUUUCUGAAAGGCCUCUGCGUAUAACUACAGAUCCUGAAGUUCUGGCUACGCAACUGAAUUCUUUACCAGGUCUCACUUACAGUCCACAUGUAUAUUCUACUCCUAAGCACUAUAUUCGUUUUACUUCACCAUUCCUUUCAGAAAAAAGGAGGAGAAAAGAACCCAUGGAAAACAUUACUGGCUCUUGCAAGAAGCGUUGGUUGAAGCAAGCUUUGGAAGAAGAAAACUCAGCAGUGCUAGACAGAUUUAAUUCUCCAUCUCAAGAAAGAUCUAGAAGUCCUGUGAUCAAUGGUGAAAAUAAAAGUCCAUUAUUAUUGAACGACAGUUGUUCCUUACCAGAUCUAACAACACCACUAAAAAAACGAAGAUUCUAUCAGUUGUUGGAUUCUGCUUAUUCAGAAACCUCCACACCUACUCCUUCUCCAUAUGCCACGCCAACACAUGCGGAUACCACUGCCACAGACCCAUCAUUGUUUGCUACUCCUCCUAGGAUAAAAGCAGAAGAUGAAACUUGUAGGAAUGGUUAUAAACCCAUAUAUUCACCAGUUACCCCUGUGACGCCAUGUAUACAUGGAAAUGCCAUGCACUUUGAGAAUAUUUCCUCACCUGACAGUUCCCCAGAAAUUAAGAGGCGAGCUUACAGUCAAGAGGGAUUUGACAGAUCAUCCACAAUUCUAGCACUAAAUUCUUUCAGAAAUUCCAGUCUGACAGAAAUGGGCCUGCAAGAAAUAAAGACUAUUGGAUAUUCUAGUCCAAGGAAUAGGACUGAUGUCACCAGGCAGUGCACUGGAGAAAAGGAAUCUGUAUCAGACCUUCAGCUGGGACUCGAAGUAAUUGAGCAAAGUACACUGCAUAAAAACUUGGAAGCCCCCUCACAUGAUAGGACUGAGUCUAACAGCCAACUAGAAACUGCUCAGUGUGGUCGGGGUACAAUUUAUUCUACAUGGGUAAAAAGCCCAGACAGGACAGGUAUAAAUUUUUCAAUGAAUUCUAAUUUGAGGGACUUGACACCUUCACAUCAGUUGGAAGUAGGAGGUGGAUUCAGAAUAAGUGAGUCAAAGUGCCUGAUUCAAGAUGAUGCAAGAGGCAUGUUUAUGGAAGCAUCUGUUUUUUGUACUUCAGAAGAUGGAAUUGCAUCUGGCUUUGGAAGGACUGUCAAUAACGACAUCUUGAUGGAUGGAAAUUGCACACCCCAGAAUCCUCCACAAAAGAAAAAGGUGUCUUUAUUAGAAUACCGAAAGAGACAACGAGAAGCUAGAAAAAGUGGUUCCAAGACCGAGAGCUUUUCUCUGGUUACCGUAUCUCCUCACGUUCCUGGUGGAGGAAGUAUAAGCAGUAACAAUGGUGCUAAUGAUGGGUAUAACAGUGGUGAAAAUGGGGAGCAAAUUGAUAGCACUGCUAACCUACCUUUACCAUUGCCAGCUACUGUUUAUAAUACAACUCCAGAAGAAACUGGCAACAACUGUCCAACUAAAGAAGCUUCUUCCAGUGAGAAGAAUGAACCAGAAGUUCAAUGGACUGCUUCAACUUCAGUGGAACAAGUGAGGGAGCGAAGUUAUCAAAGAGCUUUACUUCUCAGUGAUCAUAGGAAAGACAAGGACAGUGACCCUGAUCCUGAAAAUCCAGAGACCACAACUGAAUGUCCGUCCCCAGAUACUUCUCAAAAGACUUGCAAGAGUCCUUCAAAAGCAAGCAAGCCUUCUUCACCUGGUCCCGUAGUUUCAGCGCUGUCAACUGGGAGAACACCCACAAAACCAGAUUCUCACUGGGAAACUGCAGUUAAUACUCCAGAGGCUGAGAAUGUGAAUCAUCCAAAAUCUGAGCUGCAACAAAAACAACUGACAAAUAAUGUCCAAGUACUUUCAAAAACUCACCCAUCUCAGUCACAUUUGCGUAGUUCAACAGAGCAACUUUCCCAUUCACAAAAGCUGCCUUCUGCACCUUUGAAACUGCAUUGUCCCCCUUCACCUCAUGUAGAAAAUCCUCCAAAGUCAUCUACUCCUCACACACCUGUACAGCAUGGUUAUCUUUCACCAAAGCCUCACUCACAACAGUUAGGAUCUCCGUACAGACCUCAUCAUCCACAGUCACCUCAAGUUGGAACACCUCAGAGAGAAACACACAGAAGUUUUUAUCCAGCAGCACAGAACCUUCAGCCUGGUAGUCAGCAGCAGGCUAGUGGACAGUUGUUCAACCAGGCACCUUCAGGACAAUCUUCAGCAACUUAUAGUCAGUUUAACCAACAAAAUUUGAACAGCAGUGCACCGCCCCCACCUCCUCCCCCACCCCCUUCUUCUACUACUUACUAUCAAAACCAGCAGCCCUCUGGAAACUUUCAGAGUUAUAGUCAGUUAAAGGGUAGCAUACCCCAACAAACUGUUUUCUCCUCUGGACCAAAUCAAGCACUUCCUGGCACUACAGGCCAGCAAGCAGUUCCAGGACACCAUGUAACUGCAGGGCAUUUUUUGCCAUCUCAGAACUCCAGUAUUCAUCAUCAGGCUUCAGCAUCUGCUGUUCCUCCUCCUCCUCCACCACCACCUGCUCCAGGACCUCAUCUUGUACAGCAGCAAAGUUCCCAUCAGCAGCAUUCUGUAGCACAUGUAGUAGGUCCAGUUCAUGCUGUGGCAGUAGCCCCUGGAUCACACAUUCAUUCUCAAGCUGCUGGUCACCAUUUGCCACCACCGCCUCCACCCCCAGGUCCUCUACCCCACCAUCAACCUCCUCAUUCCACAACAGGACAUCAAAGUCUACAAGCACAACACCAGCAUGUAGUAAAUUCAGCUCCUCCACCCCCACCACCUCCACUUUCCAAUGUUUUAGGCUCUGGGCAUCACCCAGCAUCAGCACAAGGGUUACAUCAUCCAUCACAUCAAGGACCCCCACAUUUUCCUUCAAGUGCUCAUUCAAGUGUAUCUUCCUAUUCAUCACAAGCCCCACAUCAUACAACUUUGGGACCUGGACCUCAACAUCAGCCUGCUGGAACAGGACCUCACUGUCCACUACCGGGUCAAGGUCCUCAUAUCCAACCUCAAGGACCAAACAGUAUUCCAACACCUACAGCUUCAGGAUUCUGUCCUCAUCCUGGCUCUGUAACCCUUCCUCAUGGGGUGCAAGGACCUCAGCAGGCAUCUCCAGUGCCUGGACAAAUUCCUAUUCACAGAGCACAGGUGCCACCAACUUUUCAAAAUAAUUACCAUGGUUCAGGGUGGCAUUAAAAUGGGACCCUUGCUCCUAAACAUUUUAAAAAUGUUUCUGUAAGAUAAACUGUGUAUAUUUCAUAUGUACCUGUUCAAGGUACUUUUUAAAGCUUGUACAUGAUACUUUGUAUAAAAGUAAACAAACACCAGUGCUCUUUCAUUGUAUUCUUUCCAUUUUUUUGCUUUUUUAAAAUUCCUGAAAAUGUGCUGUUCAGCCAGUAUUAGGUAUUUCUUUUUAUUUUGUAAGUGAACAUUCCAGCAGUUUUUUCCGGCAGUAGAUUUGAUGCUGCAUAAUCUUUAAAUUUUAUUGUUGCAGUUAAAUUCAUUUAGUGAAUGUUUUCUAUAUUACUUUUUAUACAUAUGUAAUUAAAUAAGUACACUGAUAGAGAUGGCACGAAUAGGUUUUUCAUUUUCUCCUGUCAGCAGUUCUUUGUGUGCAUAUAGCUAGAAAACAAUGCAAUACAGAUUUUUUUAUAGUUUGGUGUGGACAUGACUUUUGUUUCAUCAGUUAUUUGCAGAAAUGUAAUUUAAUGUAUAGAUUGUUUCUAACAUCUCUGACAACUGCUGUAAAUAGUGUAUUUCUUUUGCGUGUAAAAUUGCUUAAGGCUUCUUUCAUUUGAUAUAGUACUGUACAUAAUGACAAGUCUCUUUUGCAAAAAUGUGUGAUCUUUGUGGAAGUAGUACAGUAUAUGAUCUUUAAUUUUUUAAUAUACUGUCACAUUGCAGCACUGGUUGGGCAUUUUAAUUCAUGUUAAUAAAUCACAAUUAUGUCAGUUUUAA
This is a messenger RNA of Chelonoidis abingdonii (Abingdon island giant tortoise), 5045 nucleotides long. The record is from RefSeq and is a predicted model, not a curated record. Lineage: Eukaryota; Metazoa; Chordata; Testudines; Testudinidae.